Messenger RNA from Biomphalaria glabrata, 4285 nucleotides. Its product is annotated as von Willebrand factor D and EGF domain-containing protein-like. The transcript is spliced from 17 exons. Lineage: Eukaryota; Metazoa; Mollusca; Gastropoda; Planorbidae. The coding region runs from base 1056 to 3305 and encodes 749 amino acids. The record is from RefSeq and is a predicted model, not a curated record.
GUCCGGCCCACUAGGUAAAAGACAGGGGUGGCGUUGUUAGACUGUGCUUUUCUUUACUUCUAUGGGCGCUCGUCAAAAAAGAAAAAAGAAUUUUUUUUUAGUCCUCAAUUAGUUAAAAGAGGCACGGGGAGAUUAAAAAAAAGGGCGGGGGUAAUUAUUAGGAAGUGGUUUAAAUGCUUUCAGGAAACUUGACAAUAAUAAAGUGGUCGGAACUGCUAGAGUUGCAUUGUCAGGGGGAGCUACCGAUGUGAAUGUGUAAAAUUUGUGGUGGUGUUCUUUUAAUUUCAACUUCAUUGACUGUAUCUUUAGAUCUGUUGAUAGUCUAGUGAAGGAUUAUUGCCCUGACUAGUCUAGUGAAGGAUUAUUGCACUGACUAGUCUAGUGAAGGAUUAUUGCACUGACUAGUCUAGUGAAGGAUUAUUGCACUGACUAGUCUAGUGAAGGAUUAUUGCACUGACUAGUCUAGUGAAGGAUUAUUGCCCUGACUAGUCUAGUGAAGGAUUAUUGCACUGACUAGUCUAGUGAAGGAUUAUUGCACUGACUAGUCUAGUGAAGGAUUAUUGCACUGACUAGUCUAGUGAAGGAUUAUUGCACUAACUAGUCUAGUGAAGGAUUAUUGCACUGACUAGUCUAGUGAAGGAUUAUUGCACUGACUAGUCUAGUGAAGGAUUAUUGCACUGACUAGUCUAGUGAAGGAUUAUUGCACUGACUAGUCUAGUGAAGGAUUAUUGCACUGACUAGUCUAGUGAAGGAUUAUUGCACUGACUAGUCUAGUGAAGGAUUAUUGCACUGACUAGUCUAGUGAAGGAUUAUUGCACUGACUAGUCUAGUGAAGGAUUAUUGCACUGACUAGUCUAGUGAAGGAUUAUUGCACUGACUAGUCUAGUGAAGGAUUAUUGCACUGACUAGUCUAGUGAAGGAUUAUUGCACUGACUAUUCUCUAACGUAGGCGAGUGCAACGCAACUAGGACUUGAGUCAAAAAUACCAGAAAUUCUUUCCAGGGCCUAGACAUAUCCUCUACGGCUGCUAACAAGUUGGUGUGUGUUGGUCAGUUAUGCGGUACAGGCAUUGUCUCCUGCUCUCGCUAGUGUACAGUGUAGUCCACUGGAGCCACAUAGCUUUGUCCUGUGUCCUCCUGCUCCAAGGCUGGACACCGCUGUCUGUAAGGGAGAGGGCGGCGCGAGGAGAAAUUGCCGCUUUGGGCACGGUACUGAGGACAUUCAAGGACCAGCGGACAGAAGAUGGCACCUAUACGGCAGAGUUCAGAUUAGAUACAGUGUAUAAAGGUCACGACCUCCUGUCUAAAGUAACACGGUCGGUUGCCCCUGGCAACGUCUACAACAUCAGUAACUUUGGCAACAAGACUCAGUGUUUCGCUGACGUGGAGGCAGGAGGGCGAUACAUCCUGUUCUUGACCGUCUACUCUGGUCAGUUGAGUGCCCAGUAUGAAGACUUGUUUGGGGCCGCCUCUGACUUUGAUGAGUCAGACGAGGAAGAGGUGAUAAAUUAUCUAGGCUGGAAUCACUGGACGCCAUGGUCACCCUGUAAUGCCGGAUGCUCUGGUGGUCAACAGAUCAGAAGACGGACAUGCUCAAGAGCCAACAUUAGUGAUUGCAUUGGUGUAGAGGCAGAAGUCAGAACAUGUAACCUCUUCUCUUGUGAAGUGAGCCAUGACCUUUUGACGCUCAUGCGCGUGCGAGAAUUGCCGAUUGGAGUCACCAAAAGUUCAAAUCAAUCAGAAACGUACACAAUCAGUAAACAGGCCAAACUCUCUCUCCCAAUUUCUCAGAUCUAUCAGAAAACAUUCCCUCCAACGUUUUCGUUACUAACCAAGGUCAAGGUGGGACACAGAAGAACAAGGAGUUACUUUUUCGUCAUCAGCGAUGUCCAGGGUAAGCAGCAGGUGGCGCUGUUCCUGGGGAAGAAUAUCAAAUUUCAGUAUUUGGGCAACAACUACGUGUUCAAAAUGGACAUCGCCGAGAAUGUCUGGCACAGCAUUGCUCUAAGUGUGGACGCCACUACUGUGACUCUGUACGCAGAUUGUCAUAACGUCAUUAGAAAAAGGUUGCGAAGCAGAGAAGAAUUUCUUGGUACGAAUUUGAUGAUGUCAAUUGGUCCAUACUUUUCACAAUAUGGAGGACAAUUUGAGGGUGAGGUUGAACAGCUGGUCCUAAGCUCAGACUCAGAAGUGGCCAAGUCCCAGUGUGGUUUGAUUUUACUUGAUCAGAAUGCUGUCAACAAUUUUUAUGAAAUGAAAACACCUUUUCAAUAUACAACCGCAAAACCAAUAGUGUAUGGAUCUCAAUGGUCAGCCUGGUCCGCCUGUAGUGCCACCUGUGGACAGGGAAUGCAGACAAGGGCACUGUUCUGUCAGGCCAACAUUGUCAGUGGUGAUAGCUGUGUGCCUGUAUCUCCACUACCAACGCAGACCAGGAUCUGUUACUUUGGAAGUUGCCAAGUCUGUAGCCCUGCAUGUGAAAAUGGUGGUACAUGCAUACAUGGGAUAUGCAGCUGUGCUCAUAAUUACACAGGCACAUAUUGUCAAAAUAGAUUAUGUGAAGCUCCAUGCCUACAUGAAGGAAUCUGUACUGCUAAUGGGAAAUGUUCUUGCACAAUUAGCUAUACUGGCUCCUUUUGUCAAUAUCCUGUGUGCAAUCCCCCAUGCCAAAAUGGUGGUAGCUGUGUUCAGCCUGAUGUUUGUAGCUGCCCCACAGAAUGGACUGGACAAACAUGUGCUGAGAAAAAAAUAACUUGUCCUAAGGGAUGCUACAAUGGAGGCAAGUGUGUCGCACCAAAUGUCUGCUCAUGCCCUGUAGGGUUUUAUGGCAAAAGAUGCCAAAAAGUUCUCUGUGAACCAAGAUGUCAGAAUGGUGGGGUCUGUGUUUCUCCUGAACUAUGCAUAUGUCCACAGGGCUAUCAUGGGAGCCGAUGUCAGAAAGUGAAAUGUAAUGUUCACUGUAUGAAUGGUGGGACAUGUCUGCCACCAAACCAAUGUCAAUGUCCACCCUUGUUUUAUGGAAAAUUAUGUCAGAGAGAGGUAUGCAGAUUAAUUUGUUUCAAUGGUGGGAGAUGCAACAACAACAGAUGUACAUGCCCUCCAGGUUUUGAGGGCAAACAUUGUGAAAGAAGGUCAUGUAUAUUUGAACAAAUUCAAAUCCCACAAAGGAGAACAUAUAGAAAAGUUAUACAAGAAGAAUAUACUGUACCAUGUGACCUCAGGCCUUACCAUACAUGUAGGAGGACAAGGUUGAAAUAUGUUUUGAUUACUAAAGAAACAUAUAGAACGAUAUACACAUGUUCCUGAUCAAAGUACAAUCUUAAUUUCUAUUGUGAUAUUUUUUGUGAUUGUUUUUUUUUUUAACAUAUCAAAUUUGUUCACUUCAUUAGUUAAUUUUUUUAAAUUUUGUUUUGUUUUGUUAAAUAUAUAAGCAGAAUAAUUGUAAAUAUAUGCCAUCUUGAUUUUUUAAUUCCCAAUAUUUAUUAUUUGUUUUGCAAUAUUUCUUAUCAAUGAAUUCAAAUAGAUUUUAAAUUGUGAAGAAUACUUUAUGUUUUGAUUUCUUACAAUGGCUCAUAGUAUGAUACUGUAGUUUGGGAUAAAUAUUGAAUUAUAUGUGUAUAUUUUCAUUUAUUUCAAUUUUCGUGAAAUCAGUAAAAACAAAUAUAAAACUGAGUAAUUGUUGCAAGUUAUGUAACUUUAUAAUACUAUUUCAAGUCUGAGCAGCUUUCUUUCAUUUAGGGAUCUUGAAUUCAAAUCUAGGUUAAAUGUUUGACUCAGGAUUUGUUGACAAAAACUAGGCAUUUGGUCUUUUGUUAUCCACAAAAAACCCUUACUCAAUGUGACAAGAACUCUAUAUAUUAUUUGUCUAAUGAAUAGCUACUUCUCAUUGGGUGGUUUCAUGCUCAAUCUCAGUGAACAAUCAAACUUUAACAUUAGAACAUUGAAAUGUUCAAAGCUAUACAUUUAGUUGUACUAUUUAAAGGUGCUUUUUCUUAUUAUAUACAGUUUAGAAUCUUAAAAUGCUUCUGCUAAUAGUCAGAAUUAAUUUUAAACACCUCUAAUAUUGUUUUGCAGUUGAUUAUUUCACUGACAUAACUGAAGUAUUUAAAGUUGUUUAAUAGCAUGGUUAUUAUUUAUUUGUUUCAAUUUACAUUUGAUACAACACACAUUUUGAAGGUCAUGAAAACAAUAAAUAUUCAUCCAUUGAGUGAUCCACUCACACUGAGUGAUCCAUUGAGUGAUCCACUCACACUGAGUGCUCCAUUGAGUGAUCCACUCACACUGAG